AUGGUCCGGUCCCUGCAGAGCCUCAGGCCGGAGCGGCAGCUGGACGCGGAGGAGGAGGCGGAGGAGGAGGAGGUGGACAGGAGGUGGGAGGCCAGCUGUGUGCACAGCCCUGCCCGUCCACCUCAGUCCCUGCAGAGCCUCAGGCCGGAGCGGCAGCUGGACGCGGAGGAGGAGGCGGAGGAGGAGGAGGUGGACAGGAGGUGGGAGGCCAGCUGUGUGCACAGGGGUGGGCAGAGGGCAGGAGGUUCGCCCGGGGACAUCCCCUGGCGGCCAGUCACGCCCCGGGGGAAGUCGGUCAAGAAGCACGGGGUGACCACCCGGCAGCUGGUGGACGAGGUCCCCGAGGGGUGCAGCCUGCCGGACUUCGAGCAGAAGCCGGUCACCAUGGCGCUGGCAGAAGGGAAGUCGGUCAAGAAGCACGGGGUGACCACCCGGCAGCUGGUGGACGAGGUCCCCGAGGGGUGCAGCCUGCCGGACUUCGAGCAGAAGCCGGUCACCAUGGCGCUGGCAGAAGGGGCUCCCCGGCCUCCCCCGCACCCCAGUCCCCAGGGGAGGCUGCGUCCACUCAACUCCAUGCGUCCAGGAGGCCGGAUUCAGCUCUGUGGCUGCAGGUGGCGGGAGGCAGGUGUGGGCCUGGCAGGCUCGCAGUACCUGCUCCGACCACCUGGGGGCGCUAUCAACAAGCUGACCGGCGAGGACACGGACAAGUACUACUGCGUCGCCGUGAACCCGUACGGAGAGGCCGUGUGCUCCGCACGGCUCACCGUCAUCGAAGUUGGCUUUCGGAAGAAGCGGAAGAGGAACACGGAACCCCAGGAGGACCUCAGUAAGGAGCUGAUGGACUUGCGGAGGAUGCUGAGGAAGAGUGCCCCGCCUCCCAAGAAGAAGAUGGACCCGGAGCAGGUGUGGCAGCUGCUGAUGUCGGCGGACCGGAAGGACUACGAGAGGCUGUGCAUCCAGUACGGCAUCGCGGACUUCCGCGGCAUGCUGCGCAAGCUGGAGAAGAUGCGCCGGGAGCGGGACGACAGGAUGGCGCAGUACGUCAACUCCGUCUCCAACACGAAACAGAUGAGGGUCACCAAGGAGGGGGUGGCGUUCUUUGAACUGGACCUGGACCUCAAGGAUCCCGAGAGCAAUGUCUACCUGUACAAGGAUGGGGAGAUGGUCCCCUACAGCUCCGAGAGCCACGCCAAGCGCAGCGUACGGCGGCUGGGCAAACACUACCACUUCCAGAUCCAGGACCUGUGGCCGGAGGACGCCGGCCUCUACCAGGUCAAGGUGGAGGACGCGGAGGUCUUCUCCACGGAGCUAGAGGCCAGCGCUUCCGAGGCUGGGCGGCCCCCAGGGCCGGAGACCUACGGCUUCCUCACGGGCACCCUCGUCUCCUGCCCACAGCCAGAGAGCCCCAGGCCACAGGGCAGCCACUUGGUUGAGCCAGAGGGAACCCACUUUGGGAACCAGCAACCCCCCAUGGACAGAGAGCUGCUGCUGAGGGCAGAGGGGGCCGCACCUGGUGGCGGGGGCGUGGCGGCGGGCAGGGGCAUCCAGCCCUCAGGCUCAGCCUUUGCCCCCCACGUAUAA
Molecule: messenger RNA, 1581 nt
Organism: Myotis brandtii (Brandt's bat)
Lineage: Eukaryota; Metazoa; Chordata; Mammalia; Chiroptera; Vespertilionidae
Gene: IGFN1
Product: immunoglobulin-like and fibronectin type III domain containing 1
Exons: 14
Coding region: 1-1581 (526 amino acids)
Source: RefSeq, a predicted model, not a curated record